CCCACCACUCCUUAUUCCUGACUCCACAGCCUCGCCCUCCCCGCGCGGGGCGGCGCGGUCUAGCUGCCGGGCUUGGCAGCGCGCAGGCUGGCCAGCCCCGGAUAGGCGCCGCCCGCAGCCAAUCAGCGAGCCAGGGACGCUGCGCGCUUUAAGGCCGCUGCGGGGAGAACAGAAACCAAGUUCCCCGGCAACGAGCAGCAUCCACCCGGCGGGAGGCUGGGGCCAGAGAGGCCCGAAAGGCUGCGGAGUGAGCCGGCUGCUCCGUGUCCAGCGCCCGCCCCAUUCCUCCUUCUCCUCUUCCUCGGCCGCUCACCCCCAAAUCUCUACUCGCCUUUUCUCCUACGGAAAGCCUAGGGAGAGAGUUAGGAGCAGUUGCACCCUGGUCCCAGUGGCUGCCGCCCCCUCUUUUUCGGCGCUGCUCCCUGCCGCGUGCGCCUGGGCAGUGCGCCCCGGCAGGCCCCAGCCAUGUCGAUGCUGCCGUCGUUCGGCUUUACGCAGGAGCAAGUGGCAUGCGUGUGCGAGGUUCUGCAGCAAGGCGGGAACUUGGAGCGCCUGGGCAGGUUCCUGUGGUCGCUGCCUGCCUGCGACCACCUGCACAAGAACGAAAGCGUGCUCAAGGCCAAGGCCGUGGUCGCUUUCCACCGAGGCAACUUCCGGGAGCUCUACAAGAUCCUGGAGAGCCAUCAGUUCUCGCCUCACAACCACCCCAAGCUGCAACAACUGUGGCUGAAGGCGCAUUACGUGGAAGCUGAGAAGCUGCGUGGCCGACCCCUGGGUGCCGUGGGCAAAUACCGGGUGCGCCGAAAAUUCCCGCUGCCGCGCACCAUCUGGGACGGCGAGGAAACUAGCUACUGCUUCAAGGAGAAGUCGCGGGGCGUGCUGCGGGAGUGGUACGCGCAUAACCCCUACCCCUCGCCGCGUGAGAAACGGGAGCUGGCCGAGGCCACCGGCCUCACCACCACCCAGGUCAGCAACUGGUUUAAGAACCGGAGGCAAAGAGACCGGGCAGCCGAGGCCAAGGAAAGGGAGAACACCGAAAACAAUAACUCCUCCUCCAACAAGCAGAAUCAACUCUCUCCUCUGGAAGGGGGCAAGCCGCUCAUGUCCAGCUCAGAAGAAGAAUUCUCACCUCCCCAAAGUCCAGACCAGAACUCGGUCCUUCUGCUGCAGGGCAAUAUGGGCCACGCCAGGAGUUCAAACUAUUCUCUCCCGGGCUUAACGGCCUCACAGCCCGGGCACGGCCUGCAAGCCCAUCAGCACCAGCUCCAGGACUCCCUGCUGGGCCCCCUCACCUCCAGUCUGGUGGACUUGGGGUCCUAAAUAGGGAGGGACUGGGGCCUUGAAGCAGCAACUAGGGACACUUGUAAAUAGAAAUCAGAACAUUUUUUGCAGCUUGUUUCUGGGGUUCUUUGCGUAUAAAGGAAUGGUGGACUUUCACAAAUAUCCUUUAAAAAAUCAAACCAACAUCGAUCUUUAGCUUAGUUGCCUUCUUCUUUCUGACUGUUUUCACUUUUGCAUUUCUCCUCCCAGUAUAAAGAUCAGGAAAAAAAACCCCAAACAAACAAAAGCACCCAGUCAACUUAGUCUUGGUUCUGGGCAACCUAUGUGCCUGCUUCAGUAGCUUUUCUUUUCUCUUUAUUUCAGUGAAUGGGAAUUACAAAUAAACUGGAUUCUAAUUAUUUCCUUUUAAUUUAUUUAUGUAAAAAUCUUUUGGGUGGAGGAAAAGGAAAUGAAAGAGAUAGAGAUAAAAAGAGAAGAGAUGUCAAAAUAGUGAAAAUAACAGCCUCCAACCUGGGAGGAACUUGUUGUAUUCUUAAGGUGAAUAGGAAAAAUACAAUCUUAUAACUUUUUUUGAUGGGGAAAAGUUAAGUUUACAUUUUUCAUAUUUAGUGUUAAACACUUUUAUGUAGAUUGAAAUGAAAGAACAGUAUUAGGGGGAAAAAUCAAGUGCCUAAAUGUCUUAAUGCUCUCUAUGUGAAACAGUUAGAAGUAGAAGUGACCAUUAGUAAUUGCGACUAUUUUUGUCAAAUUUAGGGGGGAUUUUUGGUUGUUGUUUGUUUUCUUGGUUUUUUUAUGGCAAACUUUGAAAAUGUACCAAUGUGAAAAAACAUUUUCCUGAAUGCCAUUACUUCUCAUGCCCUCGAAGCUUUCGUAUCUGUAGCCUACUCCUACUAAGGAUUUCUUCUGUUCCUAGUUUCUAGGUUGCAAAAAUAUGGGACAAAUCGGGCAACCUGAUAUUUGUUACUAAACCAGCAUGUGUUUUCAGGUUUCUUUUCUAUUGUACCUAAACCGUCUAAAUUAAAAUUUAGUAGAACACCAGGAGUAUGAUUCUGUUUCUGAAAGGUGAGUUGUGUAUUGCUGUUCAUUGGGCUCUUUUAAAAAGAAAAAGUAGUUUUCUUGCCUUCUUUAAUGGUGAUUAUGAUUGCAGGGUAUUUAGGAAGGC
Manis pentadactyla (Chinese pangolin) is the source of this 2443-nucleotide messenger RNA. It is a transcript of the gene SIX1, whose product is annotated as SIX homeobox 1. Gene Ontology annotation, molecular function: RNA polymerase II cis-regulatory region sequence-specific DNA binding; DNA-binding transcription factor activity, RNA polymerase II-specific. Gene Ontology annotation, cellular component: transcription regulator complex; nucleus. The transcript is spliced from 2 exons. Gene Ontology annotation, biological process: regulation of transcription by RNA polymerase II. The record is from RefSeq and is a predicted model, not a curated record. NCBI's taxonomy places the organism in Eukaryota, Metazoa, Chordata, Mammalia, Pholidota, Manidae. The coding region runs from base 466 to 1320 and encodes 284 amino acids.